AUGAGCUUUUCAGAUCAAGAAUUUUCGUUUUGCUACGGUAUUCCGAUGAAGGUGAUAAAAAGAAUGAGAGAGCGUUCUUCAACAAACUCUCAAAUUAAUCCAUUUACAUCUAAUUUGACUGUUCCAAGAGAUGAACGCGAGCCACGAAAAAGAAUAUCAGCUGAAGCUGGCAGCAUUGAUAGCAUAGGCUGGCUUGCAAAAAUCCGAAAAUUGAAUCAACAGAGCAACCCGCCUAAAACCGCAAUCCGUGUAACCCCACUUCGCCCUGUUUGUUUGUUACAUCCUAUGUACUACCAAGAUGAAGAAAAAGAUUAUAAAGCUCCAGAAUUUCCGCAAGUGAUCAAAGAGUUCUGUGCAGAUAUUUCAGUUGAUUUGAGCACUAUAGAGUGGAAAAACUAUGAAACUGUUGAAAAACUUCUCAAGGAGUGCGAUGAAGAAAAAUUUGCGAAAUUCAUGAACUCACAAUUUUACAAAACAGUUUGGCAUUCUUCUGCGCUGGAUGAUAGCGCUGGAAAGAGUCCAAACUACCUGCCACCUAUAAUGCGACAAAAAGCUUUCCAACACGCUUUCGAUCGCGCUUGGAAACUGCAAAAAAUAAACAAAACUCUUACUGAAACAAUUAUUAACUGCAAACGUUCAACACAUCAUUUGAACCAAAUGCCGGAAGAAGAAGAGAUUGAAACAAUCUCCGUUUAA
Molecule: messenger RNA, 696 nt
Organism: Caenorhabditis elegans
Lineage: Eukaryota; Metazoa; Nematoda; Chromadorea; Rhabditida; Rhabditidae
Gene: T25B6.1
Product: RGS domain-containing protein
Exons: 6
Coding region: 1-696 (231 amino acids)
Source: RefSeq, marked reviewed